Molecule: messenger RNA, 1299 nt
Organism: Haliaeetus leucocephalus (bald eagle)
Lineage: Eukaryota; Metazoa; Chordata; Aves; Accipitriformes; Accipitridae
Gene: FGG
Product: fibrinogen gamma chain
Exons: 9
Coding region: 1-1299 (432 amino acids)
Biological process (GO): blood coagulation; platelet activation; protein polymerization
Cellular component (GO): fibrinogen complex
Molecular function (GO): signaling receptor binding
Source: RefSeq, a predicted model, not a curated record
AUGGUGCUGAGGUUAGGCAGCUGGGCUGCCCUGGGGCCUUUCCUCUCCCUGCUCUUUUCUACCAGCAUGGCGUACAUUGCUACCAGAGAAAACUGCUGCAUAUUAGAUGAACGAUUUGGUAGCUACUGCCCAACAACCUGUGGCAUUGCAGAUUUCUUUAAUAAAUACCAUCUCACUAUGGAUAAUGAACUGCAGGAAAUGGAGAGAAUUUUGCGGCAAAUUGCUAACUCCACAGUAACAGCAGAACAUUUGAUUCAACACAUCCAAAGCCUCUAUCCUCCAGAAAAGCAGACACUACCAAAUUCCAUUGAUGGUUUUACUCAAAAGUCCAAGAAAAUAAUUGAAGAAAUUAUAAAAUAUGAAAACACUAUUGUGUCUCAUGAAAAUACUAUACAACAGUUGACAGAUACACAUAUAUUGAACAACAACAAGAUUACACAGCUGAAACAGAAGAUUGCCCAGCUUGAGUCACACUGUCAGGAGCCGUGCAGAGACACGGCUGAAAUACAGGAGACACAAGGAAGAGAUUGUCAAGACAUUGCAAAUAAAGGUGCCAGAAAAAGUGGUCUUUACUUUAUCAAGCCUCAGAAAGCCAAGCAGUCAUUCCUAGUCUACUGUGAGAUUGACUCAUAUGGCAACGGCUGGACAGUAUUACAGAGGAGACUGGAUGGGAGUGAGGACUUCAAGAGAAAUUGGGUUCAGUACAAGGAAGGAUUUGGACAUCUGUCUCCAGAUGAUACCACUGAGUUCUGGCUGGGCAACGAAAAAAUUCAUUUAAUAACUACGCAGUCCACUCUGCCAUAUGCCUUACGAAUAGAACUGGAGGACUGGAGUGGCAAAAAAGGUACUGCUGACUAUGCUGUAUUCAAAGUGGGAAGUGAAGCUGACAAGUAUCGACUGACUUAUGCCUACUUUCUCGGUGGCGAAGCCGGGGAUGCCUUUGAUGGCUUUGAUUUUGGAGACAAUCCAAGUGACAAAUCCUUUACCUCUCAUAAUGGCAUGCGGUUCAGUACCUAUGAUAACGACAAUGAUAACUUUGCUGGCAACUGUGCUGAGCAAGAUGGAUCUGGAUGGUGGAUGAAUAGAUGUCAUGCUGGCCACCUCAAUGGCAAAUAUUAUAUAGAUGGUGUCUACACAUCGAAAGAUGCUGGUCCAUCUGGAUAUGACAAUGGCAUUAUCUGGGCAACCUGGCGUGACCGGUGGUACUCCAUGAAGAAAACUGCAAUGAAAAUUAUCCCAUCCAACAGACUGUCAAUAGAUGGACAGCAGCACAACUUAGGCAGCGUCAAACAGGUUUGA